AUCAUUUAUAGCUAUCUAGCGGUGCCGGUUAGUAGUGUGCUCAAGUCGCGUAGAUCUCGCUUGGCGUGUUGUUUAAGAACAAACAGAUUAAAUAUAAACAAAAAUGAGUUCCAAAGAGAAUAACGAAGUUGCUGUUGACAAAAUCGAAAAUGAACAGAAUUCUGGAGAUGCUAAAUGUGAAUUGAAAGGAACGAAACGAACGGCAGAGGAUAAAACGGAUGAUGCUAAGAAAGCUAGGAAAGAUAAGGAAGAAAAUGGUGCAGGGUCAGCAGGUGAGGAAGUAGAGGAAGAAGAAGAGGAUUAUGAUGAAGAUAUCCCAGAAGGCUUCGAUGAAGAGAUUGAAGGAGAAGAAGAGGACGAUGAUGAUGAGGAAGCAGUGGAAGGUGAAGAAAGUGUAGAAGAAGAAGAAGACGAUGCAUAAUAAUAUGGGGUAGCUGUAUGGCUAUCUGUGUGAACAACUAGUGACAAACUAUUAAAAGUGCAAAGUCCCAAGCUACAUUGUGGCUGAAAAUAAUAGACUCGACAAAUUCUCAAUAACAUUUUAUUAUUUUACCUCAGUCAGUAUCAUAUAAAUCUCAAACUAUGAGUUCUAAUUAAAGGAAUUAAGUUCAAAAAUCCGUUAUAUUUCGUAUUUGUGUUCACGAUCUACCUUGUGACCUUUGCAGUGAUUUCAAACCGGGAGAGAGAAUUUGUUUUGGACUGCGACAGAACCCGCAGUACCUGACUCUUUCUUAUUCUUUAACUUAUUAUUACGUAUCUUCUUCGAUUUGUAAAAAAUGUCCAUUUGUGUAAAAUAGACUUAAAAGAUAAGCUUGAGUUUGUCUCUUAGUACAGUAAUUUUUAAUUUUUGGGUUUUUGAGAUCCAGUGAGAAUAUCGUGAAAGUUAAUCGUGAGGAAUUUCUAAUAGUUUUGAUUUCUUUAAUUUCUGGUCGAAAUUAUGAAUGAAUUGUGUGUUAUCAUUGACGGCAAUAAUCUAUUGCAAAGUAGGAUAUAAUAGAAAAUAGUCCCUGAACCUGUUUUAACUGCUGUAUCCUGUGUGUAUAAAAUUUUAUUUAGUUUUCUGUAAUUUAAUCUAAAAGUAACAAACUUGAGCUGAAUCCAUUGAAUUGUUUUUUGUAUUUCUGAAAACAUUUUCGAAUAUAACUUAGGUAAUUGUCUGUUAUGAACUGGAACAUUUUGGUUUCAUCCAUUCCACAAAGUAAUUCUGUUGAAUCGAGUUACAUGCAUGUGAUACAUACAAUGUCUUUUAUAAAAAAAAUUCUUGAAUUGAAGCCAAAGCAAUUACAAAGAAAACUGUUAGUUUGUAAUAACUUUGAUUUCCUGGACAAGAAAUUUUUUUAUGAAAUGAAGUUAUGUGUAUAUCUUGGAUUGUGAAGAUAUUUGGCCUUUUUCAUUUUUUGUAUGCAAAGUUUGAUGACAACUAAAUUUUUUGUAACAGUGCUGUAUGAACGUUCUUGAGUGAUGAAAAUGGAUACAAAUUGUUUCAUAA
This is a messenger RNA of Coccinella septempunctata (seven-spotted ladybird), 1489 nucleotides long. It is a transcript of the gene Bacc, whose product is annotated as acidic leucine-rich nuclear phosphoprotein 32 family member B. The coding region runs from base 104 to 421 and encodes 105 amino acids. The transcript has 3 exons. NCBI's taxonomy places the organism in Eukaryota, Metazoa, Arthropoda, Insecta, Coleoptera, Coccinellidae. The record is from RefSeq and is a predicted model, not a curated record.